UAGAAAAUGUGGAUUGGACUUAUCGAUUUCUACAAAAAUACGUUUAUUAUAGUCCAGGAAAAAGUGAUGUGUGUUUAAACAGGAAAUGUUUUUGAUUAGGAAAAUUCUUAAAAUGUUGGGUUUAAACGAUGAUCAUCUAUAUCACACAAGAUCUCGUGCUUAUCCAGAAAGAACACCACAUCACAUCGAGAUGUUUCCAAACGAUACCAUCAAAUCGCGUUUAGAAACUUUUAAAAGUUACCCAAAACACCUUCGCCCAAAACCAAAGGAUUUAGCCCAAGCGGGUUUUUUUUACACCCAAGAUGCAGAUAAAGUGGUUUGUUUCGAAUGCGGGCUUGGUUUAAAUGAUUGGGAACCCGACGACGACGCUUGGUUGGAACACAAAAAAUUCUCACCUAAUUGUAUGUUUAUAAAAAACGGGGGAGUUAAAGCGUUUUUGGAAUUAAGAGAAAGCAAAGAGGAAGAGAUUGAAGUUAAAAAAAUCGAUGGAGAUGAGGAAACCGAUAAUUUACUGUGUGUUAUUUGCCGGGAACGAACAAGAAAUGUUUUGUCGAUUCCUUGUAGACAUUUAACGACCUGUGAAGAGUGUAAUGAUGAGUUGUGUUUGUGUACGGUUUGUGGACGUGAAGAAAGACAAAGAAUUAUUCUUUCUUAUGAGACAGUUAAAAAAAGAAUAAUUACAAAUAACAUCGAUAUAAAAGUUAAAUUUAGUCAUAUCCGCAACAUGACGUCCUCACUGUUGGGUUCGUACGCAAACAACCAUAACCUCCUUACAUCGAUAAAGGAUGAAAUAGCAGCAAAUUUAUUAAUGCAAAAUUAUAUUCAACGUUUAAAUACGUUUGAAGGUUGGUCUGUUUCGUUCAUUGGUAAGGAAACGUUAGCCGAAGAUGGUUUUUAUUAUUUCGGUGAAGGCGAUAAAGUUCGUUGUGCAUUUUGCGGCGUAGAAAUUGGUCGUUGGGAGCGCGGAGACGUUCCAAACGCCGAACAUCGUCGUUGGAAUCCAAAUUGUCCGCUUUUGAACAACAGCGUACGGCUUAAUUUGUGUAUAGGUGUUGACGAUUGUGGUUAUAAAAUGGAUGAUAAUCGGUUUAGAAAGGAAGAGGGUGAAGAAAGAAAUUUAUCGGUUUUAUUAAAUAAUUUGGGGAUUGAAACGAACAUAACGGUUUCACAUCCGAAUUAUGCACUUUUUGAUAAGAGGUUAGCUUCUUUUGAACAUUGGCCCGUUUCGAUAAAGCAAAAACCGAAAGAUUUAGCUUCGGCCGGUUAUUAUUAUACAGGAUAUGGUGAUCAAACUGUAUGUUUCCAUUGCGGGUUGGGUUUAAAAGCAUGGCAAGAAGACGAUGAUCCAUGGGAACAACACGCUUUAUGGUCUGAAAAAUGUGUGUUUUUAAGAUUACAAAAAGGCGUUGAGUAUAUUAAAGAAAUCAAAGAGAAACAUCAUUCCGGAUUUAUGGAGAAUUCGAUUCCUUCUUCACCGACAAGUAGUGUACAAGCACAAGAAAUGUGUGCAAGUUUAAAUAUCGAUAUCACAAAACGAAGAAAUUCUUCAGUUCAAACUCAAAACGGCAUUAUUAAUGAUACCAAAGAAGCUGUAACCGCAGCGUCUUCUUCUUCUUCUUCAUCAUCGAGUAAUAAAAGUGUUCCUCUAUGCGGUAUUUGCUACGUUAAUGAACGUUCAAUAGUAAAUCUGCCUUGUAGGCACAUGAUAGCGUGUGUCGAUUGUGCGGCGACUGCUACAACGUGCCCGGUUUGUAGACAAGAAGUACGCGCUUGCGUUAAAGCUUUCAUGGCUUAAAAGAGACUUUGAUUUUAUACUUUUGGUUAAAAGAAAUAAUAAGAGAACACGCGUAUUACGUUUUUCCUUAUCCUGUACUCCAGAUAAUAAUGUAUUUUGUCCUCCUAGUCAAAGAACAAGAGCUUUUUUAGGAAUCUCAUAUCACGUUCUAACGAUUUUUUUAAACUACUACUAUUUGUAUAUUGAAUGUUAACUAAUGACUCUUUAUAAGUGGUAACCACAAAUACACACACAGAACACGCACUGAUUUUUACCCAAUUUCGUAUUCGAUUUUUGAUAAUAAUAUUAUUAUUAAAAAAGGAACAAUUUAAUUAUUAUUAUUAAUGUAAUCGCCUGAAAUAGAAAUGUGUAAAAGCGAGAUGAGUGAGUUUUUGGUAAUAAUAUUUAUUGCGAACUGUGGGUUUUUUAAUAAGAUGUAUUUAUGAAAAAUAUGGGAGAGUGAAAAAGUUUUUUUUAAUUUUAGAUUGAACGUUAUGGAUCAUUCGAGACCUUUUUUGAUUUAGUACAAAAAUAAAUCUUUUCUUUGCCUGUUUGUGUGGUGAAGUAAACUUUGUGUGAUGUAAAAAUUUAAGUUUUUUUAAUGAAGGAUGAUUGCGUACAGAUGAAAAUGUGAAUAACAAGAUAAAAAGAACUAAAACUGUACAUAAUUCCUAUACUUUUGUCUCCAAAAUAGACUAGUUUAGUUGUAAUGAUGAUUGAUAAUAUAGAUUUAUUGUUAAAAUUA
Onthophagus taurus is the source of this 2519-nucleotide messenger RNA. Lineage: Eukaryota; Metazoa; Arthropoda; Insecta; Coleoptera; Scarabaeidae. The record is from RefSeq and is a predicted model, not a curated record.